Molecule: messenger RNA, 2007 nt
Organism: Sclerotinia borealis F-4128
Lineage: Eukaryota; Fungi; Ascomycota; Leotiomycetes; Helotiales; Sclerotiniaceae
Source: the annotation of a GenBank genome assembly
AUGGGCGGCAUACUCCAGUCUCAAUCAUUGAGAACCCCGAGAGCAGGAGCCGGUUUACCUGGGGCUAAGUCUGAGACCGCGAAGAAAGCCCCUCCUGAGACGCUGGCAACAACGAGAAAGGAUCCAUUGGCCGUGGAUGAGAAAACAAACAAGGAGCAGAGGAGGGCGGAUUGGGCGAUUAUAAAAGAGAUGUCACAAUAUUUGUGGCCCAAAGAUAACAUGGGAACAAGAGUUCGGGUUGGAUUAUCUCUCGGAUUGCUGGUGGGAGCUAAAGUAUUGAAUGUGCAAGUACCUUUCUACUUCAAGAGCAUUGUCGAUGCUAUGAAUGUCGAUUUCGCGACCCUUGGAGGCACAGCUACAACCGUCGCUGGAUCGAUGAUACUGGCUUAUGGACUUACUAGAAUUGGAGCUACUUUGUUUCAAGAAAUACGGAAUGCAGUCUUCGCCAGCGUUGCCCAAAAGGCUAUUAGGAAGGUGGCUUGCAAUGUUUUCGAUCAUCUAUUGAGACUUGAUCUUAAGUUUCAUCUAUCGAAACAGACCGGUGGGCUGACUAGAGCUAUUGAUCGGGGCACAAAGGGGAUUAGUUUCUUGCUCACGUCUAUGGUUUUUCACGUCUUCCCAACAAUAUUAGAGAUAUCCAUGGUAUGCGGUAUUUUAACCUACCAAUACGGUGCUAAAUUUGCGGCGAUCACGGCUCUCACAAUGGUGGGAUAUUCAGCAUUUACCAUCUCGACCACUGCUUGGAGAACAAAAUUUCGAAGGGCAGCCAAUGCGGCAGAUAAUAAGGGUUCGACAGUUGCUGUAGACUCCCUCAUCAACUAUGAGGCAGUCAAAUAUUUCAACAACGAAAAAUACGAAGUUGGUAGAUAUGAUCAAGCACUUCGAGCUUAUGAGAAAUCGUCGAUCAAGAUUGCAACAUCUUUGGCAUUCCUCAAUAGUGGACAAAACUUGAUCUUCUCUAGUGCAUUGACUGCCAUGAUGUACCUAGCUGCCGACGGUGUAGCUACAGGAAACUUGACUGUGGGUGAUCUUGUAAUGGUCAAUCAAUUGGUCUUCCAACUGUCGGUUCCAUUAAAUUUCUUGGGAUCAGUAUACCGAGAACUUCGACAAUCCUUAUUGGAUAUGGAAACUCUUUUCAAUCUGCAGAAGGUCAAUGUGGCUAUUACGGAGCCUCCAAAUGCGAAGCCUCUGCAGCUCACCAAUGGCGGCGAGAUCACAUUUGAAAAUGUUACGUUUGGUUAUCAUCCAGACCGUCCAAUCCUGAAGAACCUCAGCAUGACUAUUCCUGCCGGCAAAAAGAUUGCUAUCGUUGGACCUAGUGGCUGUGGGAAAUCAACGGUCCUGCGACUCUUGUUCCGCUUCUAUGACGUUCAGGAGGGAAGGAUACUUAUCGAUGGUCAAGAUAUUCGAAAUGUAAGUUUAGAGUCACUAAGAAAAGCCAUCGGCGUGGUUCCUCAAGAUACACCACUUUUCAAUGAUUCAAUUGAACACAACAUAAGGUAUGGCAAUUUAGAGGCAUCCGACGAAAAGGUCAAGGAGGCGGCACAACGUGCAAAGAUACACAGCAUUAUCACCUCAUUUCCCGAUGGAUAUAACACCAUGGUUGGUGAGCGAGGAAUGAUGAUUUCCGGAGGAGAAAAGCAAAGAUUGGCAGUCUCGAGACUUAUCUUGAAAGAUCCUCCACUAUUAUUCUUCGACGAGGCGACAUCUGCAUUGGAUACUCAUACGGAACAGGCACUCAUGCAAAACAUCAACGGCAUACUAAAAGAGAAGUCAAGGACCAGUGUUUUCGUUGCUCACAGGCUCCGAACAAUCUUUGAUAGCGAUAAGAUUAUAGUCCUCAAGGAAGGGUCGGUGGCUGAAAGUGGGACGCAUCGAGAAUUGAUUGAUACUGGCGGGGUAUACUCCGAACUUUGGAGUGUACAGGAAACACUGUUCGCCGAAACGCAGUACAGUAAAGAACGAGAAAUCCAAAUUCCCGACAUCUCGAAAGACGAGAAAAGAUAG